Trichomycterus rosablanca is the source of this 4852-nucleotide messenger RNA. It is a transcript of the gene tle5, whose product is annotated as TLE family member 5, transcriptional modulator. Bases 417 to 1010 code for a protein of 197 amino acids. NCBI's taxonomy places the organism in Eukaryota, Metazoa, Chordata, Actinopteri, Siluriformes, Trichomycteridae. Gene Ontology annotation, biological process: negative regulation of canonical Wnt signaling pathway; regulation of DNA-templated transcription. The record is from RefSeq and is a predicted model, not a curated record. The transcript has 7 exons. Gene Ontology annotation, molecular function: transcription corepressor activity; protein binding. Gene Ontology annotation, cellular component: transcription regulator complex; nucleus.
AUCAGGAUAACUGUGUGCAGAUGUUGGUGAGUGAGGACAUUCCGUCUCCCUCAUCUUACAUUAACCAACACAACACAGCAGAACAUCCCGGUCACAGCUGCUGCGAUUUAAGGUAAAAUCUGUAGGAACUGGCAGCCGAAAUACGCAAGAUUUACAAAUAAAACAUCAUCAUUUGGAGGCUUUCGCUUGGUUCUUCUGCAUGCCGAAUGAUCCCUAAGGAGAAAUCGUUUGUAUAUGCGAGACUGAAGCCUCGUCACCGGAGCGAACCUGCUGCUGCUGUUGCUGCCAGUGUGGGUGCUGUAUUAGCGGGCUAGCUUAGCCUGCUCCAUCCGCUACAGCCCCGAACAAAGAAGAUUUAACACCGGAGAAACUCUGCCUGCUUUAAAGCUCUACAGAAAUAUUCACUCCAGACUGUCAUGAUGUUUCCACAAUCCAGACACUCGGCUUCAUCACAGCAGCUGAAGUUCACGACGUCAGACUCCUGUGACCGCAUUAAGGACGAGUUCCAGUUCCUUCAAGCACAGUAUCACAGUCUGAAGAUGGAAUGUGACAAACUGGCCAGUGAGAAGUCAGAGAUGCAGCGUCAUUAUAUCAUGUACUACGAGAUGUCAUACGGACUGAACAUUGAAAUGCACAAGCAGGCAGAGAUUGUGAAAAGAUUAUAUGCGAUCUGCGCUCAAGUCCUACCCUUCCUGUCUCAAGAGCACCAGCAGCAGGUCCUAGGAGCCAUCGAGAGGGCCAAGCAGGUCACCCCACCAGAGAUGAACUCUAUUAUCCGGCAGCAGCUACAGGCUCACCAGCUCUCCCAGCUGCAGGGUCUCACCAUGCCAGUUACCCCCCUCACCCUGGGCCUGAGCCAACCGAGUGGCCUGCCCACAGUCACCUCCAGCUCUGCCCUCUUCUCCCUCUCCAGCAUCUUGGCAUCACAGGCCCAGCUCGCCAAGGAGGAUAAAAGCGCCAGAGAUGCCUCCGACAGCCAUCGCGACGAGGAUGCCGACAAGUCUGACUAGAAGCAGCUUAAUAACCCACUGGUCCUCUCAUCCUUCAGCACUUACUUACAAUGCAGCUCAUUCUUUCUGUCUUUCUUUCUGUCGUGUUGUAAAUCACUGUUGUGUUCCAAAUCAUUUAUUCCAGAUCAUUCCACGAGUUCCAGAUUUAGCACUCACCUUUUUUGAUAUUUUUUUUUUUUUUUUUUUUUUUUAUUAUUUCUUGUUGUGUGUAAAUACUAUAUGUACAAUGCAGUCCAUAUCCUGCUUGUUUCAGUAUGGCCAUAUGCUCCACUGAGACACCACCAGUGUUUCUUUGAGCACAUAUUAUCUCCCCUCUUUUGAUUUUCUUUCUGAUAAACUGUCCUUCAGUGUUUAAAGAAGCAGCAGGCUGAAGUACAAAUUGCCUGUUUGUAAAAAGGGUAAGAAUAAAUAGAAGACUUACUUCAGUGGGACGACUCCCAGGUGAGUUACAGAUAAAAUGAACGUGUAAAAAAUUUCAUCUAAAAAUGUUUCUCAUUCAUCCCAAAUGUAGUUGAUCAGCCGGUGCACGUUUAAUGUCCUGUCAUUGUUGCAUCACAUAAUAAACUUCAGAGCUGUAAUCUAAUCACAUCUCAUAUUUAAAUUAUUAGAGGCAGAUUUUCAACACAAAAUUUUAGACUAUAUAUAAUGACAAUUUACAAACAUAUUGUGGUGUUUGUAACUUAUUAGAUGAGCCAGAGCAGGUGCCUUAAUGCAGACUUACCAGCCACACACAUACAUUAAUGUUUAGGAAUAAUAUUCUUGUAAUAUUGGUCACAAUUGUAUGCUGUCUUGAUUAAAAAUAAAAUGUGUAUUAAAUGCCCUAAAUGUAGAAACUAUUUAGAAUAGUGUGUGGUUUGAGAUGCAUCAUGUGCUAAUCAAACCCACACCCAGGACUUCAGUCAAGCUAAUAAAAUGUCCUAAACAUCGGCAGGUUUUAAAUGUUGGGCUGUUGAUAAUUACAUGUAGUACACAUGUUGAAUGCAGAAGAUAAAGGCAGGUUAUGAAAAGGUUUACCGGUCAGGAUAAUAUGGACAUCUGUGCACAUGUUUUGAGCACUGCAUUGUUUACUUUCGGAAGAGAUGGAACCAGCACUAAAUAUGCAGGACCUGCUGGUAACGGCCUGGUACCAGAUACCACAGGGCAAGCUCAGAGGUCACAUUCAGAGAUCUUAAAUCUUGGAGCUUUUUUGACAGCAAAUUGGGCAGGUGGUCCUAAUGUUUUUGCUGAUCUUUGUAUGUUAGCCCUGUUGCACCCAUGCAGAACUAAAGUAUUUAACAGGACAUUAAACACGGCUGAUCAAAUACAUUGAAGGUGAGUGGUUAAGUUUGUUUAAAUCAGUAACAUUUAUAUAGUGGGAACUUUUAGAAGAAUAGUGAUCAUUUAAAGUAAACGUUAUAUUGCCCCGGCUUUUAAAUACAUAUACCUGUUUAAUAUGUGUUGGUUAUUUAAAAACCAAUCUCAACUAACCCAAACAGUAACCCAAUCACCAAGUGAAAGGGCAUGCUGUUAAAAAUUGGUAUCUACUAUUGUCCAUUUAGUAAUUAUGGGUAUUUUCCUUACAGAAAUGUGUUUGGGGAAACAAUAUGAUGAAAAUUGUAUUUGGGGAAAAACCAGAAGCACUUUUUUCUCAGCAGCUUUCCUUGUUUAGGUGCAUGUGAGCUGUUUUAAAAAAAGGAAAAGGUUAGGUGCUAAAGCACAUGAUUAAUGAGGUUCCAGGAUCCUCACAUAGAGCACACUGUGUUGUCUUAAAGUAAAUUGAACAGUUACACUUUAUAAACAGGUCUCUGUAGAGAUCAGUAGUAAAGCAUAAAGAUUUUUGCAUUUGAAAUAUUUACUCUGCUGUUUUGUUGUGCCUUGUCAGUGAUGAAUUUGUUCUUGUUCACCAGUAGGGGGUGCUAAACCUUCACAUGUUGGCUCUGUUAUGGUUCUGUUAUGAUCAGUCUGCGAUUUCAGUGCUUUAUUUCUCUGUUCUCGUCAGUUAUUACACGAUUUCUUACACAGAUAUUUUCCCUUGUUCUGCAAAAUGAGAUUAUUAAUGCAUAUAAAUUCAAUAAACAUUAAUCACGUGAGUCCGGUUCUAGCAGUUUAAAGCAGUAAAGAUCCCAUAUACAGCUGAGCUGCAUUUCAUUACAGUCCCUGAGCAGUGAGCGCCCUUGUGUUCGUGAUAUAGGCUAGGAGAAUUUCAGUUAAUCAAAUCCCUUAAUACUGAUGGUCCUGCAAAGUCAUCACAUAAAAGACAGUAAAACAUCUUUGACAAUCCCUUUACUUUCUAAAGUAAUAUUUUGUCUAAACACGUGGUCAGCAUUUACCUCAGGAUAACUAAGCUAGCUAACAUUAGCUAUGUAAAAGUUAACAAGCUAAAUAAGAUUUUGGUGGACGGUCACAGAUUACUUUCACAUCAUUGGUAGUUUUGUAGCAAAGAAUAAUGAAUCAUUAGUACAGACAGAAGUGAACUCGAUAUAAUACCGCUUCCACUAUUUGCUGGGUAAACUUAAUCUCACUUAAAUGUCCGGGAACUACUGGGGUGAUUGAAAGGCGCCUCUGGUCAUUAAAAACCACCUUUGGUUUUUAAUUUUUCCAAUUUUUAACAAUACUUAUAAUCUUCUGGGAUAGGUUCGGAAACCACUACCCACCCUGACCUGGAUAAUUUUAUAUUAUAGCAAAACUUAAUGACCCUAUCAGGUGUAAAUGUGGUCGGUAAAAAUAAUUGUGAAUAGAUCCAAUAUAUUUGUUGCAUAACCUGUAGUUUGAAUGUAUUACACAGUCUUAACUGUCCCAGGUUCUACACAUGAUCUCACAGGUGCUGGUUUUAGCCAGUGUUGCUUCAAAGAAUAGAGGAAAGGGGAUUGUCAUCCCAUGCACCAAGUGUGCAGCUAAUUAUGCUUUUUAAUGCCACUGGCUGGAGAUGGCUUGUUGGGUCUUGAACUUUUAAUUCAUUCUAAAUAUGGUGAACCUUGAUGCUUUAUCACUGAUGUAUUUUAGGGUCUGAAUUUAUUUGAUGUUAAAUCAUGCAACAGAUCAUCUAUGUUAUCAUAAAACAUAAACUAUCUUAAAGCAUGUUGUCAUGUACCACAUGUUUUGUAAAGUAUAAGAUCAGUUUGGGGGAAAUUUAAUUGGACAUCCUAGUUUCCAUAGUUUUCUCAUUUAUAAAUACAAACAUUAAGGAAAUUAAAAUGUACAGCAUAGUCUGCGUCUAGAUAAUAUAACCCCAGUUAUUUUGGUGACGAUAGCUAAACAUUAUGGUGAUGUUAUUAGAACAUUAUGGAGGAUGUGUAGUUUUUUUUAAAUAGAAUCUGCCAUACUGUAAAGUGCAUUGUAUUAUUACCGACAUGUGGGAGAUUGCAUCACAUGCUAACAUUUCAAAAGUUCUCUACUUCUGUGUGUAUGUGUGCAGAUUGUAAUUAUUUAAUGCAGAAUUCAGACAGAUAAAAUGUAUGUCUGUCUGAUUGAGGCAACCUGAUGCAGUAAAUGUGUAUUGUUCUAUAUGGAACUAAAUCUUUGUGUCUACACAUGUAUCUGUAUUGUUUUGACAGCUCAGCUUUAAAAACUGUUUCUUUCAAAUAGUCUGAAAUAAUGCCCCCAUAAACCCAUUCUACCCUGCAUCUCACCCUCACACCUUUGCUUGGUCCUUUGCAUGGUCAUGCAUUAAUGUGCAUAAUGCAUUUUAUGCUUUGAAGAAGUCUUUUUUUUUUCUUUUUAUUGUACAACCUAAAGUGCAAAAACAACAGCUUGAAGAUGAAAUGAUCAAACAAACAUUUUACUCUAUAUAAAUGGAUAUUUCCGCAGUAAGGAAAUGCUGCUGGUGCCUUACAAAUAAAAUCAGUUUGGUGGAUGAAAUGGAA